Molecule: messenger RNA, 4345 nt
Organism: Oldenlandia corymbosa var. corymbosa
Lineage: Eukaryota; Viridiplantae; Streptophyta; Magnoliopsida; Gentianales; Rubiaceae
Source: the annotation of a GenBank genome assembly
GUGUAGUUUGUUUUUUUUUGUUGGGGGGGGGCGGGUUCAUUUCUUCUGAGUAAUUCUAUCAUCAUCUCUCUUCAAUUUCUUCAUCCAUCACCCACCCCAGCACCCAAACCCAAGCGUGUGAUCCAAGCUAUUUCCAUUUUACCCCCAUUUUUAAAAUUUUUGUAUCUUCUUUGUUCCAUUCAUAAUUUCAUAUUAUAAUUAAAUCAAAUCAAAUAAAGAAAAGAGAAAAGGGGAAGAGGAUUUAAUUUUUGGAUUAAUUGAUAGUCUUAUUAUAGGUGAGCAUGGUUUCUAUUCUAAGGACUUCAUCGUUUGGGAGCAGUGCUAGUAAUAGUAAUAGUAGUAGUAGUAGUAAUUAUAAUAGUAAUUCCAAGACAUUGAAUUAUAGCCAUUCAUUUGACCUUCCUGAUAAUCAUCCUGAUAAUAGUGAUGAUGAUCUUGAAGCCGGCGCCGGACGUCACCUCCGGGGAGCAAUGCUGCCGUUUUUCCUCCACGAUUUGAGACGAAAUAAUAUCCAUACCCCGGCCGUUCCCGCCGGCGGUGAGGAGGAGUUAGUGGAAGUCACGCUGGAGGUGGGCGGCGACGACAACUCGAUAGUGUUGUACAGCGUUGCUCCGGCGGCUUCCGCCGGUGGUGGAUUGAGAGACAACAAUUUUAACGGUGAUCAGAGUAAUUCAUUUAUUUCCAGGACUUCGUCGAAAGUGAGGAGGACAUUCUCUCGGUUAAGAUCGUUCGGUUCCCGGGCUUCUUCGUCGUCGGAUUUGGAGGAAGAUUCCCCGGGGACGGCGGCGGUGGAUAAACGAGGGGAAAUGAGAAUGAAGGCCAAGUUAUUGAGGACGAAAUCCAGCGCCCAGCGAGCUCUUAACGGGCUGAGAUUCAUCAGUAAGAAUACCAAAGAUUCCGACGACAUGGAUGAGAUGUGGCGAAACGUGGAGCUCCGGUUUGAUUCCUUGGCCAAACACGGUUUACUUUCCAAACAUGACUUCGGUGAAUGCAUAGGUAAUACUCGUAAAUUAUAUAUAUAUAUCCACGUUAACUUUUUGCUUUCAUUUUUUACGGUGAAUUUAUUUACUGGAUAAUUUUAUAUAUGAAGGGAUGGGGGCGGAUUCGAAGGAGUUCGCGGCCGGGUUGUUCGAUGCUCUGGCGAGGCGGCGGCGGCAGAAGGUGGGGAUGAUCAGCAAGUCGGAGUUGCAUGAGUUUUGGUUGCUCAUUUCCGACCACAGUUUCGAUGCCCGUCUCCAGAUUUUCUUUGACAUGGCGGAUAGCAACGAAGACGGAAGAAUUACAAAGGAUGAAGUAAGAGAGUUAAUAGUGCUGAGUGCAUCUGCAAAUAAGUUGUCCAAAUUGAAGCAACACGCUGAAGAGUACGCUGAUUUAAUCAUGGAGGAAUUAGACCCAGAAAAUCUGGGUUACAUUGAGUUAUGGCAGCUAGAAACUCUACUUCUACAAAAGGACACCUACCUGAACUACAGCAGGCCAUUAAGCCAAACAAGUGUGGGCUACUGGAGCCAGAACUUGGCCCAUAUUGGGCCCAAGAACGCCAUCAUGCGCAGAUUAAACUCUGGUUUGAAAUCCCUGUUCUUGGAGAACUGGCAAAGAGGUUGGAUUUUGCUGGUUUGGGUAAUGGCCAUGGCUGGAUUGUUCACCUGGAAAUUCAUUCAGUACAGAAACAGAGCAGCAUUUCACGUGAUGGGUUAUUGUUAUACUAGUGCUAAAGGUGCUGCUGAGACAUUGAAACUCAACAUGGCCAUCAUUCUUUUACCUGUUUGUCGAAACACUCUGACUUGGCUUCGAUCCACUAGAGCAAGGUUGUUCAUCCCUUUUGAUGACAACCUCAAUUUCCACAAGAUUGUAGCAUGGGCUAUAGCAAUUGGGAUAAUUGUUCAUGUUGGAAAUCACUUGGUUUGUGAUUUCCCUCGGUUAAUUCAUUCAACUCCAGAGAAAUUUGCGCUAAUAGCCACGGAUUUCAAAAAUGUAAAGCCAAGCUACGCGAGCCUAUUGACUAGUGCGGUAGGAAUCACUGGAAUUUUAAUGGUGAUUCUGAUGAUCAUGGCAUUCACAUUGGCAACAAGAAUCUUUAGAAGGAAUGCAGUGAAGCUUCCAUUUCCGUGCAACAGAUUGACGGGCUUCAAUGCAUUUUGGUACUCUCACCAUCUUCUUGGCAUUGUCUAUGUCUUGCUUCUUAUACAUGGAACAUCGUUGUUCCUUGUUCAUGGAUGGCAGCAAAAAACGACAUGGAUGUAUCUUUCUGUUCCACUUUUACUCUAUGCCUCAGAAAGGAGCCUGAGAAUGUGUCGGUCCGAGCACUAUGAUGUUAAAAUCUUGAAGGUUUCAGUUCUCCCUGGAGAUGUUUUCAGCUUGAUCUUGUCGAAACCGAAUGGGUUCAAGUACAAAAGUGGGCAGUAUAUAUUCUUACAAUGCCCAUCAAUCUCUCCAUUUGAAUGGCAUCCGUUUUCGAUAACUUCGGCGCCUGGAGAUGAUUAUAUCAGUGUUCACAUUCGAACGGUUGGAGACUGGACUCAAGAACUAAAGCGAGUUUACACACAGGUCAAUGCUUCCACUGCAGUCAAUGAUUGUGCAAAGUCCGGACAGUUGGGAAACAUUGAAGAGAACAGAAUGCCGCGGCUGUUGAUAGAUGGGCCGUACGGUGCACCUGCACAAGAUUACCAGAACUAUGAAGUGUUGCUUUUGGUUGGACUUGGAAUUGGAGCAACACCUUUCAUUAGUAUUUUAAGGGAUCUACUGAAUAACACAAAAACUGAAGAACAUGGGAUGCAAGAUUCAUAUUCAACAACAGAAACCAAUGCAUCAGACAGUUCAGGAAGUAUGACUAGCAUUGCAUCUUCAAGCACUGUAUCAACAGUAAAAAAGAAGCCACAAAGAGCUAAAACAGCCCAUUUCUAUUGGGUUACAAGGGAACCAGGAUCAUUCGAGUGGUUCAAAGGUGUCAUGGAUGAAGUUGCCGAGAUGGACCAUAAAGACCAGAUUGAGAUGCAUAACUAUCUUACAAGCGUUUAUGAAGAGGGCGAUGCUAGAUCAACUCUCAUCACCAUGAUCCAAGCGCUUAACCAUGCCAAACAUGGUGUAGACAUUUUAUCUGGCACCAGAGUAGGAUUUGUUAUUCCCUUAUAUUAUCAAGUCUUUUCCAAUAGCUUAAUUACCACAGCUAUUCAAGAAUGUUUUUAACAAAAACUACUAAGAUUUACUGCUCUUUUUUUCAGGUAAGAACACAUUUUGCAAGGCCAAAUUGGAGGGAAGUAUUCAAGAAAAUCGCAAUGAAGCAUCCGUAUUCCACAGUAGGUAAUAAGAUUCAGUACUCAGCUACAUUAUCCUACAAAAUGCAUAUUUCAACAUUGCAGAUGUAGAUUAACAACAUCUAUUCGUGAAAGAGUUUGAACAAAUGUACCACCUGAUAUAAUGGAAAGCUUGGCAAUGUGGCAACAGGGUUAAUGGCUUAAAGAUUAAAUUGAUAAUAAUAAUAAGAGGACACACAAGCAGAUUCUAUCUGUGUCUUUUAUGAAUAUGUUAUCAGUGACUGGAAAAUGGAAUGUCUAUUACCAGGUGUAUUCUACUGUGGGAUGCCUGUCUUGGCAAAGGAACUCAAGAAGCUAUGCCAUGAGUUAACAUGCAAAACAUCAACACGUUUUGAGUUCCACAAGGAGUACUUCUGAAUCUGUGACAUUUAGCAGCAGAUCAUGAAGGUGGAGACAUUCUUUUCUUGUAUCUAUGGAGAAACAACAUAUAGGAUACAGAACACACCAUACAAUCAAAUGUAAAUUCAUAAGCAGAUGGAAAUAUAUAGACAUAUAGCCAACUCAUGUCUAGUUUCUAGAAGAAGGAGCAAAGUUUUGAUGCUUAAUUCAUAAACUGUGAGAAAUGUGGGGACGUCCUGUCAUUUGUACAAACUCUGUCUACAUGAAAUGAAUGAAUCAAUGAACAUUAAGCAAGUAUACUCAUUGGCCACAAUUUUCAGAAGAAGCUUGUAUUUGGCCUCUUUUGCCUUGUUAGAAUUCAGCAGUCAUAUUCUAUUUUGUAUUCUCCAGCUCUACAUACUGUAAAUGUCUGUUGUAGUGUUUGGUCAGUUAGCACCAAAUUCAGGAGUUAUUGUAAGAGUUAAUUGCAUUGUAGCCCAUGUACAUUCAUCAAUCAUACUGCUGUAGACAUAAUUCACUAACGUUUUACCUUCACCAACCGAUAAAGGCAAGGGAAUGUGCUCAGGAGUUUCAGCAGAAGGUUGCUAGAAAAUAAAAGCAGGCGGAAGGCUUUUUUUUUUUUUUUUGGUGCGGGAAUUUGGUCUUGAUAUUUGAAGUUCAACUCUUUGCUAAUUAUAACAGUUGUACAACUGGAU